Messenger RNA from Eurytemora carolleeae, 2891 nucleotides. RefSeq names its product RAD50-interacting protein 1 (gene Rint1). The record is from RefSeq and is a predicted model, not a curated record. Gene Ontology annotation, biological process: endoplasmic reticulum to Golgi vesicle-mediated transport; regulation of ER to Golgi vesicle-mediated transport; retrograde vesicle-mediated transport, Golgi to endoplasmic reticulum. Gene Ontology annotation, cellular component: Dsl1/NZR complex. Bases 12 to 2201 code for a protein of 729 amino acids. The transcript is spliced from 17 exons. Lineage: Eukaryota; Metazoa; Arthropoda; Copepoda; Calanoida; Temoridae.
CCACUUUCAGAAUGAAGUCUCUGGACAAAAUGCUGGCUGACCGGGUGAUAAAAACCAUUAAUGAAUGUUUUGGUGAUGAUGUGACGAAGCUCAGAAAGGUUAAUGAAUACGAAGCUGACUUUGAGGAGAAAAAAGCUAGACUGGAGACAAGGUUAGAUCACGCCAAUUCUUCAGUUUCACAUGAGAUUCAAGAUUUGCUAAAUUCAGGAGAUAAACUGGAGAAGAGAGUUUCAGAUCUAACUGCUCAACAAGAUUCUCUUCUUAUUAUUGCUAGGGAAACUGCUGAGCAUUGUAGAAGGUUUUCUACAGAGAACAGAGAACUAUUGACUGAUAUAUCGUGUGUUAGAGGAGUAACACAGUACACUCUAUGGCUGCGACUGGUGGAGCAGGUCAGUCUAGACCUGUCUGUUUCUUUGGAGACCCGGGAUAAAGACCAGAUAAUAAAUGCGUACAAGAAAAUGCAGGAUGUAAGAACAGCGCUUCAGGAGUCAAAGUGUGAGAACUUGAAGAAGUAUGUAGAUGAAACUGUAGAACAUUGGCAUAAGAUUGUCACGCAGACCUACACCACCUCCCUGCAGUCAUCUCUAGACCUCUUCAACUGGCCUUUUAUAGAGUCCUUGGAAAACUCGAAAAAGUCGAUUGCUGAUCUAAUUCGAAUUGGUUCUGACGAUAUUCGAGCGCUGAGAGAUUCUAUCGAGCUUCUUCUGCUAGUUCAGCAUCCAGCAGAGCAGGGGGAGAAGUUCUUCCUAAACCUGCCGAUGAGGGUGCUCAUGAAACCUCUUCGGAAGAGGUUUAAGUUUCAUUUCCUUGGAACAAAAUCCACAAAUAACCCGUCCAAACCUGAAUGGUUCGUGACACAACUCUCAACCUGGGCAAUGUCUCACAGACAGUUUUUGACGGAGUAUGUACAGCCGGCCUAUGACAGGGUUGGUUCUCCCAUUUUCGCAAUAAGAGAGUUUGCGCAGGGUCUGGUUUGCUUGGCGGUGGAUAAGCUUUGUGUUGAUAUUCCCAUUGUAGUUGAAGACGACAUUUUAUUUGCUCACACUAUAGACGAAGCUAUAGGAUUAGCACGUGAUAUGAGCAAUAUUAUGCAGUAUAGUUCAUCCCAACCCAGUGUUCUUCAACCCUUGACAACACAGGGUAUAUUCUCCAGAUGGUUGAACAUGGAGAGGAAGUUUGCUUUCGAGAAGGUGGACAACUUGUUCAUGGAGCAGGGUACAUCCGUCUGGGAGUCCGAAGUAGGAGACAGUUUAACACCUAGAGCAGCAGAAACCUUCCUAGCUCUUCUACUCUCAGUUACAGAGAGAUAUAAGUUCUUAUCCGACUCUCAUCAUAGACUUGAGUUCCUUAAACUACAGUUGGAUCUUAUAGAGGAUUUUCGUGUCCGUUUGGUUCAAUUGGCUCGGACGGAGAAGAAGUCUCCACUGAGUUCUAACCUUUGUCCAAUUCUGAACACGUUGGAGCACCUUAUCCUUGUGCUGGGUAACUGGGCGGAGACCCCCUUCUUCCUCAAUCUACAGUUCCAGAAGAGCAAUGUUAAACCUGGCUCUGGGGAGGAUUUAGAACAGAGAGAGAAUACAAAACCUAAUCCCGACUCCGGUAUGGAGAAUACAGUGUUCGAGGAUAGUAUUGAGGAGCUUGAGUAUCUCAGAGAGAAUCUGAUCAACGAGGUGGUUGAAUCUAUAUACUACACUAUUACAGCGAGAUCGUUAAAAUACAGGACGGAGACGAAAUGGUUCAGUAUGUCGGACAGCGGGAAAACAAUAAGUCCUAAAAUUUGCGAGAUGUUGCAAAGUCUUGCUUUUGGUCUGGAUGCAGCUCGGAGAAGGAUAAACCCUGCUGCCUUCCAGCUAGUGUGGAGAAACCUGGCAGAUCGUCUUCACUCAUUUAUCAUUCAGGAGAUUAUACUCAGUAAUAAGUUCUGUAUAGAGGGGGCGGAGCAGCUAGAUUUUGACAUGAAAACUGGAGUUUUUCCAAUUUUCGGAGAAUUCUCCAAAUUCCCUCAAUCCUACUUUCCACAGCUUGUGGAUGCUUUGAAAUUGUUAAAAAGUUGUGCUGGUCCCCUGGUUCUAGCGUAUCAGGGUCUACUGGAUACCUGUGAAACCGGGGCAAUUAAUAUCCUGGCAGACCUGGGUAUUCAACAUCUCACCAGGGAUCGGGCUUGUCUCAUCAUCAGUACUAGGAUAGACCUGGAGUUAUGAUAAAGUAGUCAUGGCUGUACAUUUUUACGGGAGAUAAUCCUACUCCCGAUUAUAGUUUUCUUUCAGUGGUAGGCGAAUUUAUCAAUAUAAUGAAGACGACUAAGUUUAUUUUGGAAUUAAAAGAUGACAAAUAAUUGAAGAGAAGCUCUUUUAAUUGACAGCUUCUCUUUGUUUCAUGUGUUUAAUUAAAAGCUUGAUCAAAAUUUAAAUCGAACGUCGCCUUUAUUAUAUUGAUAUAAUCUCCUACCACUGUAUCAAAAUGAAGUUCUUUACCAAGUCUACAAUAACUUCUUGCAGUAAAUGUUGUUAAACUAAUUUACCAACAAAUGCUUGUUUUAGCUGAAAAUGAUUACAAUAAUACAAAACUGAUAUGGUUCAUUGUUGUUAUCGUUUCUUAAUCCAAUAUGUAGAAUAACCCUGAAUGAAAUGUUUUCAUGCUAAAUGGACAUCACCAUGUUUUUUAAUUACAUGUAAAAGAAAAAUGAUAAUUUAUUAUUUUCCUUGAAAAAUCUUGUCCCCUCUUAAAACACUUCAUCGUUAUUUUGAUCUAUAAUCGUCUCAAUUCAACCAGUUGUGAUAAAUAUCUAAAUAAGUUUGCUGAGUGCUGAUAAAAGAUGAAUUUUUAUGAUUUAAUGUUAACUAUUUAAUAUUUAAAAAAUAUUUAUAAAUUGCAUUUAUUUGUUUGUUUCA